Molecule: messenger RNA, 4509 nt
Organism: Uloborus diversus
Lineage: Eukaryota; Metazoa; Arthropoda; Arachnida; Araneae; Uloboridae
Product: dual oxidase 2-like
Exons: 30
Coding region: 1-4476 (1491 amino acids)
Biological process (GO): defense response; response to oxidative stress; superoxide anion generation
Cellular component (GO): NADPH oxidase complex; plasma membrane
Molecular function (GO): heme binding; superoxide-generating NAD(P)H oxidase activity; peroxidase activity
Source: RefSeq, a predicted model, not a curated record
AUGACAGAAAGCACUUUGAUUCGCUUGUUGCCUCCAGCAUAUCAAGGAGGGAUAUAUCUACCUGCAAACAGAAGUUCAAAUCCUUUUGUUAUUAGUGACCAGAUUAUGGACAGCACUCCCGAAUGUGAUGGUCACCAACAAUCUUCAGUUACUGGAAAAAAUGUACUAUCAGCCUUUUUUGGGCAGUUGGUGGCAGAAGAAAUUCUGGAUACUCGAAGAUCAGCUUGUCCACCAGAUUAUUUCAGCAUCGAUAUUCCUAAAGGACAUUAUUUUAAUCAAACGGGUCUCAGGCAAAUGCCCUUUAUUCGGUCCAGUUAUGACAAGAAAAGUGGGCAGUCAUCUAAUAAUCCUAGAAAACAAUUCAACCUUGCAACUGCCUGGAUUGAUGGAAGCGUAAUAUAUGGACGUACUAAAUCUGAAUCAGAUGCUCUGAGAUCUUUCAAAAACGGUCACUUGGCUCCUAAUCCUGAUGAUCCAUUUUUCCCUGCCUCAAAUGAUAAUUAUCUGACUUACUUAAACCCAGCUAGAAAUUUUAAAGAGAACAAGAUAAUGAAAGAUAACUUUAGGCUUGGAAAUCGACUAGCUCAUGAGAGUCCCUUCCUUUUGAUGCUGAACAUAGUUUUUUUCCGCUGGCAUAAUUAUCUAGCUGAUUCCAUCUGUGAUAAGGAAUUUGAUGAUGACAAGUGUUACAAUGAAGCAAGGAAAUGGGUUAUUGCCACACUACAGAACAUAAUUCUGAAUGAAUGGCUUCCUGUUUUUCUGGAUGAAACCAUUCCCGAGUAUGAAAGAUAUGAUCCCAGCAUCGAUCCCAGUGUUUCGAAUUCAUUCCAAAUGGCUAUGAGAUUUGGACACACUUUAGUUCCAGAAGCAAUUUACGCUCGAAAAAAAGUUGGGCAAAAUCAUUGUGAAGAAUCGCUGAUUCGUCUCUGUGAUAGUUUUUACAAUGCACGAGAUAUCCUUUAUAAUCAUACUAUUGAUUACUUAAUUUUGGGAAUGACUUAUCAAGCAGCUAAAAAAGAAGACAACUUAAUUGUUAGUGACUUACGUCGUUUUAUGUAUGGCCCUCCUGAAUUUACUCGAGUUGAUUUAAUGGCAUUAAAUAUUCAGCGUGGAAGAGACCAUGGCUUGCCAGGCUAUGGCCAUGCAUUUAAAAUGUUGUUUCCCAAAGAAAAGGCAAAUGCAGAUUUCAAUUUGCUAACAAAAGGAGAUGUUACUAAACAGGAUCUUGAAAGUUUGUAUUCAUCUAUAGAUGAUGUUGAUCUCUUUGUUGGUGGCCUGCUAGAAGCAGAUGGAGGUCUUGGUCCUGUAUUUAAAUCUAUAAUAAGGGAGCAGUUUCUGAGGAUUCGUAAUGGAGAUCGAUUUUGGUUUCAAAAUACUGAAAAUGGACUUUUUACUGAGGAGCAAGUAAAUGCCAUUAAAAAAAUUAAGAUGUAUGAUGUGAUUGUAGCAGUGACUCAACAUAUUGGACGUAAUGAUCUCCCCGAUCAUGUGUUUCAGUUACCAAUGGAAAAACCAGAACAUGAAUCCUUAACUUGCAUCAGUGGCUUGGUCAAGUACAGUUGUGAUACUUGUGGAUCAAACAACUUCCUGGCUCUUCCUCCGAUUGUGGAUUCCAACCUGGAUUGUCCUUUCUCUGCCAAUGCUCCUCCAUGUCACCAAGCAAAACCACUGACACAUGAUUACUUUGCUGGUAGUGAACCUGCAUUUGUUCUAACUUUUCUUUUCCUCUUCUUAUUCAUUUUAGGUUGCAUUGUGACUUUAUUUGUACUGGUACAAAUACGUAAAAAAGAAGCAAGUCGUGUGCGACAUUCCGUCAAGCAUCAAAAAAAUAUUUUCUCUGGUGAAAAUUCCUGUUUAGUUACUGAAUGGAUUGGCAAGAGUGAAGGCUUUCGAGAUGUUAUGAUAUUAUUUGCACCUGAUAAAAAACAGCUUUCAGUAUGUCUCCUCAAGAAACAGGUUUUACGCACCAUCGACUUUAAACCAGUGCAAAAGGUUGACUUGCAUGUCAGUGUGGGAGGACACUUGCAUUACGUACUGAUGCACAUUGCACGUGAAUAUGAUUUGGUCUUAAAAUUUGAAUCUUUGGAAGAAAAAAACAACUUUGUUGAGAAAUUGGAGACAUUUUUAGGAAGAAUAGGAAUUGGUCGUCAGCGAUAUGAGUCUGCUGUUUCCCACAUGCUCAGAUCUGCUGUCACCAAAGCAGAUAGACAAAUGCAGUUAGAAAAGUUUUUCCGAUGUGUAUUUGCUCAAGCAUUUUCCAUCCAUCAAGAUGAAUUGAUGGACAUUGAUUACAAUCAAGCGAAAGAAAUUGUCAAAGUUGAGCUCACAGCAUACGAAUUCGCGGAAGCUUUGUCCUUGCGGCCAGAUGCUCUGUUUGUGAAGCAAAUGUUUGCCCUUAUUGAUGCAGAUGGGAAUGGUUACAUUUCAUUCCGAGAGUUUCUGAAUGUCAUUGUCAUUUUUGCAAAAGGUAGCCCUGAAGACAAAAUUAAACUGAUGUUCGACAUGUAUGACAUAGAUCGAUCAGGAAAGCUAUCUCGUCAUGAAUUCUCAGACAUGAUUAGAUCAAUGCUGGAACUUGCAAAUCAAUCCUUAUCAUCCUCUCAAUUAGACGAACUCACAGAAGCAAUGUUUCCUUCUUGUGACAACAAGCAAGAAAUGACAUUUGCUGAUUUUUCACACAUUUUAGCUGAUCAUAGAGAAGAGUUGGGAUAUGUGCAGCUCAGUUUCAAUGUUGGAGAAGAGUAUAAAACAACACCACAAGCUGCCCGUAAAAGUGUUGCUAUGAGAGCUGAAGAAACUGUUGUUAGGGCAUAUAGCAUUUUAGGGGAACCAAAAGCUCCCUUGCAAAGGAAACAAGGCACUUUGCUGAGAGUGGAGACAAAGCCAAUGAUUUAUGAAAGUGAUCCAACAAAACAGAAGGUUAAUAAAAUUAUCCGCUUCAUUGAAAAUUACAAGCCUCAUAUUUUUUGGACAGUCCUGUACACAUUAAUCAUGUUCGGCAUUUUUAUUCAGAAGGCAUAUUACUACUCUGUUGAAGCUGAGCACAAUGGUCUCAGAAGAAUCGCUGGUGGUGGAGUAACGAUCACACGAGGGGCAGCAAGUUCUAUGAUGUUUGCAUUUGCAACAAUACUCUUGACGAUGUGCCGCAAUACCAUAACGUUUCUUCGAGAAACCUUCUUCCACAAGUAUAUUCCAUUCGAUGCAGCCAUAUCCUUUCAUAAGUACAUAGCAUUUUGGGCUCUCAUAUUUUCAACAUUUCACGCUAUUGGUCAUGCAAUCAAUUUUUAUCAUGCUGCUACUCAAACAGUGAUUGACUUGGCAUGCCUCUUUCCUAACUUUCAUUUUGACCCAAGAAAUCCACCAAAAGUCUCCUAUUGGCUGUUUCAAACCAUCACAGGAAUCACAGGGAUAUUUCUAGUAAUUUUGCUCAGCCUCAUGUAUGUAUUUGCCGUGCAGUUUUCCCGCAGACACGUUUUUAAUGCCUUUUGGAAGACACACAAUUUGUAUCCAGUUUUAUACAUUCUGAUGAUACUUCAUGGCAUCGGAUUUGUGAUACAAGGUCCUAUAUUUUACCAUUACUUGCUUUUCCCUUGUGUUUUGUUUACCGUGGAUAUGCUCAUCAGUGUUAGUCGCAAGAAAACUGAAAUACCUGUAGUGAAAGCAGAAUUACUUCCUUCAGCUGUAACUCAUUUGGAGUUCAAAAAGCCGGAUAACUUUGAAUAUAAAAGUGGACAAUGGGUAAGAAUAGCCUGUGUUCCUUUGAACAAAAACGAAUAUCAUCCUUUCACUCUGUCUUCAGCCCCUCAUGAAGAAAACCUAAGUUUACACAUCAGAGCCGUUGGGCCUUGGACUAUGAACUUGCGGAAUAUUUAUGAUCCUAAUAAUCUACAGCAACAUGCAUAUCCAAAAAUUUAUCUGGAUGGACCAUUUGGUGAAGGACACCAAGAUUGGUUUAGGUAUGAUGUGUCUGUUUUGGUAGGAGGAGGGAUAGGCAUAACUCCAUUUGCAUCUAUCUUGAAAGAUAUUGUCUUCAAGUCAUCAUUGAAACAUAAAAUAUUCUGCAAAAAGCUUUACUUCAUCUGGGUUACUAGAAGCCAGAAGCAGUUCGAAUGGAUGAUCGACAUUAUCCAAGAAGUAGAAAAGAAUGAUCCAGAUGGACUUGUUGAUGUUCACAUUUUCAUAACCCAAUUUUACCAGAAGUUUGAUUUACGAACAACAAUGCUCUACAUUUGUGAGCGCCAUUUUCAAAGAGUAUGUGGAAGAAGUUUAUUCACUGGACUACGAUCAAAAACUCAUUUUGGAAGACCCGAUUUUGACUUAUUCUUCAACUCCCUGAGGCAAGAACAUUCAGAUGUGAGUAAAAUAGCUGUGUUCAGUUGUGGACCUCCUCUGAUGACUAGAAGUGUACAACUUUCUUGUGAUGAACUUAACAAGCAUGAAGGAGCCAUUUUUGUACAUCAUUAUGAAAACUUUUGAAGAGAAGAUUUAAAAUAAAUUUUAAUAAAAUGU